AUGAAACUUCUCGUCUAUACACAUCAUGGAUUAGCUUUCAAGCUGAUACCGUGCCAUGCAAACUUGUAUUCAACUCCAACAAAGCGCCACCGUCUUAUCAUACAGAAGAAGUAUGACUUACUUUAUAUACGUCGCAUUGCCAUCCCUAGCCACGAGAAACUCCCAUCUUAUCUGGCAUGUAACCUGGAAGCUGGAUUGUGGAGCUUUACAAUUGUUUCCAUAUCAGGUCUAGAAGAGGAAUCUCAGAGUGGUGACCAUGCCCCAUCGAGGUACGGCAUUUGGAUAGGGAUCAAAGUGAAGUCCGAUGUAAACCUGCCCGAAGCUCCCGUAAUGCUCCUUAAGAAUAAGAUAUUAAGAUGGCAUUUUCCCUUUGACCAAAAGUCCCCUUAUUGCUCCUCGUGA
Molecule: messenger RNA, 402 nt
Organism: Dovyalis caffra
Lineage: Eukaryota; Viridiplantae; Streptophyta; Magnoliopsida; Malpighiales; Salicaceae
Source: the annotation of a GenBank genome assembly